Molecule: messenger RNA, 837 nt
Organism: Talaromyces amestolkiae
Lineage: Eukaryota; Fungi; Ascomycota; Eurotiomycetes; Eurotiales; Trichocomaceae
Exons: 1
Coding region: 1-837 (278 amino acids)
Biological process (GO): endocytosis
Cellular component (GO): clathrin vesicle coat; membrane
Source: RefSeq, a predicted model, not a curated record
AUGUCCGCCAUCAACCCCGCAACAGGGGAGCCGCUCCCCGCGGAUGCCCUCCAACGAGUCCUCUUCGUCACUCCGCUCGUCCACGUCUACUCAGUUCCUCCUUUGACCUCAAUGAAGGGCUACUCCGCCGCCGAAUGGACAGUCCCAAAUCCUCAAACGGGACAAACCCGUCAGAUCUUUUCCGCUCGACUGCGAAUUUUGGAGACUGCCAUUCACGAUAAAGUCAGCGCCGAUAUCUUGUUGGAGGAUCAGCAGAAUGGGACUCUAUUUGCUGCUGCGCCGCUGACGGAUACAAAUUCGGUGGACUAUGUGACUGAUUCGUCGCGGUUUUUUGUCCUGCGUGUUGUCGGAGAAGGGAGGAAGGCGUUGUUGGGCAUUGGGUUUGAGGAACGGAGUGAUGCGUUCGAUUUUGGCGUUGCGUUGCAGGAAGCGAAGAAAAUAUUGGGUAUAAGGGAUGCAAAUUCAACGGAACAGCAGAAACCGACACAGUCGUCAUGGCAGGGAAACAAUUCAAUAUCGUCUUCAUCGCAAUCCGAGGAUAAUGCCGCGACUACGACCCCCAAAGAUUAUAGCUUGAAACCCGGCCAAACCAUAAGCAUCAGCAGCUCCCGACGACGUCCAGCGCCCACGACAGCAUCCAACCUAGAAUCCGCCAGAGAUGAAGAGCAGGCUCUAUUCUCUAUCGCGCCACCUCCACCCCCAGGUGCAGCCACAUCUUUUGUAAACACAACGCCCCCAACAGACCAACCGGGUCGACGGAAAAGACCUACAUCGGCGAUAAUAGCGGCAGAUAGUAAACCGUUUCUUGGCUUUGAUGAUUCUGCUACGUUUGAUUGA